AGGGCGCUGCAUCUCCGCGCCACCAAGACCUUCCGGGACCCGCAGGACACGGUGCGCCGGACGGGGGAGGAGUGGCUGGUGACGCUGGCGCAGAGCGAGGCCUACAUCCCCGAUGUCUACGAGGAGGUGGUGGGCAUUGUGGACAUCACCACACUGAGCAGCCGCCAGUACUGCGUGGUGUGCGACCCCGUGGGGCCUGACGGCAAGCCCCAGCUGGGCCAGGAGAAGGUGAUCAAGGGGGAGAAGUCAUUCUUCCUUCAGCCAGGGGAGUCUCUGAAGGAGGGGAUCCAGGACAUCUACAUCCUCUCGGAGGAUGAAGGGCUGCUGUUGCGGGCACUGAGCAAGCUGGAGGACUCGAAUGAGGACGGCGGUGAACUGCAGCGGAAGCCGGGCGAUCGCUGGCUCAUCCGGGGGCCCCUGGAGUACGUGCCGCCGGCAGAGGUGGAGGUGCUGGAGCGGCGCCGUGCCACCCCCCUGGGUGAGAACGAGGGGAUCUAUGUGCGGGACAUCAAGACAGGCAAGGUGCGGGCGGUGAUCGGUCACACCUACAUGCUGACGGAGGACGAGGAGCUCUGGGAGAAGGAUCUGCCCCCCAAGGUGGAGGCUCUGCUGUCCUCAGGCUGGGACCCCGUGGCUGACCGCUCUGGGGCCCCCCCCAGGGGAGGCGAGGGGCCUCCCCGUGACAAGACAUGGGUGGUGAGUUACCGGGUGCCCCACAAUGCGGCUGUGCAGGUGUAUGACUAUCGGGAGCGGCAGGCCAGGGUGGUGCUGGGCCCAGAGCUGAUUCUGCUGGGCCCGGACGAGCAGUUCACGGUGCUCAGCUUGUCGGGGGGGCGGCCCAAGACUCCCCACAGCCGCCGCUCGCUCUGCCUGCUGCUGGGCCCCGACUUCUGCACCGAUAUCGUCACCAUCGAGACGGCCGACCACGCCCGGCUGCAGCUCCAGCUGGCCUACAACUGGCACUUCGAGGUGCCGUCGCCCCCCGACCCCCCAGCACUCUCCCGGCUCUUCAGCGUCCCGGACUUCGUUGGAGAUGCCUGCAAAGCGCUGGCCUCCCGCAUCCGCGGGGCUGUGGCCUCCGUCAGCUUCGACGACUUCCACAAGAACUCGAACCGGAUCAUCUGCUCAGCCGUGUUCGGCUUCGACGCGGAGCUGCAGGUGCGCAGCUGCCUGCGCUUCCCCCAGAACGGGCUGGUGGUGAGCAGUGUGGACAUCCAGAGCGUGGAGCCGGUGGACCAGCGCACGCGGGACGCGCUGCAGAGGAGUGUCCAGCUGGCCAUCGAGAUCACCACCAACUCCCAGGAGGCGGCUGCCAGGCACGAGGCUGAGCGGCUGGAACAGGAGGCCCAGGGGCGGCUGGAGCGGCAGAAAAUCCUAGACCAGGCGGAGGCCGAGCGGGCCCGGAAGGAGCUGCUGGAGCUGGAGGCUCUGAGCGCGGCAGUGGAAAGUGCCGGCGCGGCACGAGCCGAGGCCCAAUCCAAGGCGGAGGCGGCGCGGAUCGCGGGCGAGGCGGCUGUGGAACAGGCCAAGCUGAAGGCGGAGGCAGCCGCCAUUGAGACGGAGUCGGAGCUGGCACGGCUGGGCCAGGCGCGGGAGCAGGAGCUGCGCUUCGCCCGGGCGCAGGGCGAGCAGGAGGCGGCGCGGGCGCAGCUCUUGGCCGAGGUGGAGGUGCAGAAGUUCCAGCGGGUGACGGAAGCCAUCGGGCCCGAGACCCUGCGGGACAUUGCGCUGGCUGGGCCGGAGCUGCAGGUGAAGCUGCUGAAGGGCCUGGGCCUCCAGUCGGCCCUCAUCACGGAUGGCUCCUCCCCCAUCAACCUCUUCUCCACGGCGGGGGGGCUGCUGGGCAUCCUGCCCAGGCCCCCUCCAGGGCCCCAUGCCUGAGGGCCCUGCCCCCCACUGGGCCUUACACUCUGCAAUAAAGAUGGCAGCCGAC
Molecule: messenger RNA, 1933 nt
Organism: Gopherus evgoodei (Goodes thornscrub tortoise)
Lineage: Eukaryota; Metazoa; Chordata; Testudines; Testudinidae
Gene: MVP
Product: major vault protein
Exons: 11
Cellular component (GO): nucleus; cytoplasm
Source: RefSeq, a predicted model, not a curated record